GCAGGGUUUGCCUGAUCCUGGCCGUGAUCGCCGGGUUUCUCUCCUGCUUGGCUCUCCUCGCCUCGGUCUUCCGCUCCCACCUCGGCUCCGUGCCCCUGACCCUGGUCUCCGCCGUGGGCAGCUUCAGCGCCGGUGUGGUGACAUUUUUUUCCCAAGGAGCCUCCUCGAGCUGAGUGUGGGGCCUGCGCUGCCCACUGGGGACAGAGCCGGGGGCCGGACGGAGCCUGCAGCCUCGCCGGGCCGAUUCCCCCAGCCACCCUGUGCUCCCCGGAUCCCAGCGCUGCCCCCCGCCCCCGAGCCCCCCCCCCCCCGCGAUGCUGCCUCUCCAGAUCCCCGGCACCGUCCUGGCUCUGCUCAGCCUCCUGCUUCUGGCGGCGGCCCUGAGCUCCGAGCACUGGCUGGAGGCGACACGGGACGGCGUCUUCGUCCACUCGGGGCUCUGGAAGAUCUGUGUGAAUUCGGUGUGCGCCAUGCCUUCGAAACUACCCGAUUACAUCGAGGCCACCAAGACGUUCUUGAUACUGGGCCUGCUCGCGGGGCUGCUCUCGGCCUUCUCCCUCCUCGCCUUGCUCAGCGGCUCCGGCCUCGACGCCGUGUCCCCCCUCACGGUCUCUGCCGUGGGCAGCUUCAGUGCAGGUUUCUGCGUCCUGAUUGCGCUGACCGUGUUCACCAGCGAGUUUGCUGAAGUCAUAAAGGUCACCUGGCCCCACGUCUCCUUUGGCUGGUCCUGGGGCCUCGGCUGGGCCUCCAUCCCCCUCUUCCUGCUGACCGGUGGGGUAACGUUACUGGCCCAGGAAUCCAACUCGAUCUGAGCACAGGGCCUGAGCUGCCCCCCGGGGACGGUGCCGGCAGCCGCCAGGGCCAGGUGGAGCCUGCAGUGUUAUGGGGAUGAUUCCCCCCAACACCCCAGAGAAGGGGCGUGUGUCUGCUGCCCCCUGCUGGAGGGGCUGAGCCCUGUGCGCUCUGUGUGU
Molecule: messenger RNA, 971 nt
Organism: Mauremys mutica (yellowpond turtle)
Lineage: Eukaryota; Metazoa; Chordata; Testudines; Geoemydidae
Product: protein NKG7-like
Exons: 6
Coding region: 315-812 (165 amino acids)
Cellular component (GO): plasma membrane
Source: RefSeq, a predicted model, not a curated record